Messenger RNA from Trichomonas vaginalis G3, 564 nucleotides. RefSeq lists its product as uncharacterized. The transcript has a single exon. NCBI's taxonomy places the organism in Eukaryota, Parabasalia, Trichomonadida, Trichomonadidae. Bases 1 to 564 code for a protein of 187 amino acids. The record is from RefSeq and is a predicted model, not a curated record.
AUGUUCGAGAAAAAGUUCAACAUUGAAGUACAAACUUUACAGCCUUUACGUGAGUUUCUUGCACAACUGAAAGAAGAAGGUAGUCAGCCACAACUUAUAGACUUUCAUUAUGAAUUUAAUGAAAAUGAAGAUGGAACUCAUGACUGUCAGUUUGUUAUAUAUUCACCAUUCAAUGAAGUAGCUAAAGAGAAAGAAAAUCCAUUACGUAUAAGAUUUCAAAUCUCUGAACCAAGUGAUGAUUUCAAGAAUGUUUUCAAUUAUGAUGCAAUGCUUCCGAGGAAAAAUGAAUUUUCAAAGAUUGUAACACCUGGCAUUUGGGAUAGAAAGCAAGCUAUAUUAUAUUCAAACUUAAGUAAGGGAGUUGAAAAUGAGUUUAUUGGUCAUACAAGAACUUCACCACUUCCUAACCCUAAAUACUAUAAAUUAACUGGCUUCAAUCGUGAGUUUUGGAUAGACAUGUUCUCCACUCAUGACCAUAACUGCCCAGUGUUCUUACCUCCAGACCAUAAGGACUGUCUCUACAUUGAAGCACAACUCUUAAACUCUACCAUCGCAGUAUUGUAA